Messenger RNA from Coregonus clupeaformis (lake whitefish), 5281 nucleotides. Its product is annotated as lysine-specific demethylase 5B-B. The transcript has 28 exons. Gene Ontology annotation, biological process: chromatin remodeling. Bases 178 to 4821 code for a protein of 1547 amino acids. The record is from RefSeq and is a predicted model, not a curated record. Lineage: Eukaryota; Metazoa; Chordata; Actinopteri; Salmoniformes; Salmonidae. Gene Ontology annotation, molecular function: DNA binding; histone demethylase activity. Gene Ontology annotation, cellular component: nucleus.
UGUGUGUGUAUGUGUGUUUGACUAAGCUGCCUCGUAUUGUUGAUCCGGAUUGACUUCAAGAGAACCUGACAUUGGAAAAUUAGAAGGAUAGACCUCCGGACAGACCAUAAGAUAAGGUGACACACUGUUGUGACCAGGCUACCUGUGUUGUCUGAGCUCUAAGAUUGGACCACGACCAUGACCCAGCCUCGGCCGGACGAGUUCAAGCCGCCUCAGGAGUGCCCAGUCUUCGAACCAAGCUGGGAGGAAUUUGCCGAUCCUUUUGCUUAUAUAAAUAAGAUACGUCCAAUUGCUGAAAAAACGGGUAUUUGCAAGGUCCGCCCGCCUCGGGACUGGCAGCCUCCAUUUGCAUGUGAUGUUGACAGACUGCACUUCACUCCUCGGAUACAGAGGCUAAAUGAACUGGAGGCACAGACCAGAGUCAAGCUUAAUUUCUUGGACCAGAUUGCAAAGUUCUGGGAGUUGCAGGGGUGUUCUCUGAAGAUUCCUCAUGUGGAAAGGAAGAUAUUGGACCUGUAUCAACUCAACAAGAAUGUUGCAGAUGAGGGUGGAUUUGAUAUUGUGUGUCGCGAUAGACGUUGGACAGCGAUUGCGCUUAAGAUGGGCUUUGCUCCUGGCAAGGCUGUUGGCUCUCACUUACGGUCACACUAUGAGAGACUCCUCUACCCCUACAACCUCUUCCAGAGCGGAGCCAACUUCCUGGCACCAGAGCUUGCGUCCAAGCUGAUGCGUUUAGUGUCUGCUCCUGAACUUGACAAGCUUGUCCAGAAGCCAACCCUGCCAGUUGACACGAGUGACAAGGAGUGUAAACCCCCUGACCUGGCUGAGAGGCAGCAAUUUGUUGAGCCAACCGAGUCCUGCUUCAACAGCGCCUGCAGAGCAAAGCGGAUGAGAGCUGAGGUGGAUGCCCUUGUCGAACAGAGCCUCACACACUUGUCAGAAGAACUCCUCUUAAAACCAUCAGGUUGUGUGAAGACAGAACCAGGAACUGAACCCUGUGAGAACAACAGACCAAAUCUGAGGAGGAGGAUGGGCUCUUUUGUUGCCAAGCCCGAGCCAGAAAAAGAAAUUCCCAUUCUAGUGAAACAAGAACCCAUUGAGCCGGUGAGCGAGGCAGACAAAAACAAGUCUCGAUAUAAGAAAAAACCAAGUCUUGAUGCACCACCUCCUGCAGUGAGUGUAGUGGACCUGUAUAUGUGUCUGGUGUGUGGUAGCGGAAGAGACGAGGAUCGUCUUCUGCUGUGUGAUGGCUGUGACGCCAGUUACCACACCUUCUGUCUCAUACCCCCUCUACACGAUGUCCCCAAAGGAGACUGGAGGUGCCCCAAGUGCCUGGCUCAAGAGUGCAGCAAACCUCAGGAGGCAUUUGGCUUUGAGCAGGCAUACAGGGACUACUCUUUGCAGGCUUUUGGAGAAAUGGCAGACUCCUUCAAGUCUGAUUACUUCAACAUGCCAGUUCAUAUGGUUCCCACAGAGUUGGUGGAAAAAGAGUUCUGGCGCUUGGUGAGCGCCAUCGAAGAGGACGUCACAGUGGAGUACGGAGCAGAUAUAGCCUCCAAGGAGUUUGGGAGCGGAUUCCCCAUCAGGAAUGGAAGAUUUAAGGUUUCAGAAAAGGAUGAGAAGUACCUGAAGUGUGGCUGGAACCUGAACAACAUGGCGAUGAUGGACCCGUCAGUGUUGACUCAUGUCACAGCAGACAUCUGUGGGAUGACUCUACCUUGGCUUUAUGUAGGCAUGUGCUUCUCCUCCUUCUGCUGGCACAUCGAGGACCACUGGAGCUACUCAAUCAACUAUCUGCACUGGGGGGAGCCGAAGACAUGGUAUGGAGCACCUGGCUUUGCUGCAGAACAGCUUGAGGCUGUGAUGAAGAAGCUGGCUCCAGAGCUGUUUCAGAUUCAGCCUGAUCUCCUCCACCAGCUGGUCACCAUCAUGAACCCCAACACCCUCAUGUCCUAUGGGGUCCCGAUUUACAGAACAAAUCAGUGUGCUGGUGAGUUUGUCAUCACUUUCCCCAGAGCCUAUCACAGUGGUUUCAACCAGGGCUUCAACUUUGCUGAGGCUGUCAACUUCUGCACUGUGGACUGGAUGGCAUUAGGCCGACAGUGCGUUGACCACUACAGACUGCUGCAUCGGUACUGUGUUUUCUCCCAUGACGAGAUGAUCUGCAAGAUGGCUUCCAAGGCCAACAGUUUGGAUGUGGUCCUGGCGUCGGCUGUCCAGAAGGAUAUGAAGGACAUGAUCAGAGAGGAACAGGACCUACGAGAUAAAGUCCGCAAGAUGGGGGUGUUGCAUUGCGAGCAGGCGGAAUACGAUCUCCUGCAGGACGAUGAGCGGCAGUGUGCCAAGUGUAGGACCACCUGUUACCUGUCUGCCAUCACCUGCCCCUGCAGCCCCGGCCAGCUGGUCUGUCUCCACCACAUCCAGGACCUCUGCUCCUGCCCCCUCACCAACUACACACUGAAUUAUAGAUUUACACUGGAUGAUCUGUACCCCAUGAUGAACGUGGUGAAGCAGCGAGCUGAGUCCUAUGACGAGUGGGCCUCCCGCGUGACGGAGACUCUGGAGGCUAAACUGGACAAGAAAAAAAGCUUGUCAGUCUUCUGCUCCCUCAUUAACGAAUCAGAGUCCAAGAAGUUCCCUGACAAUGACCUCUUGCGUCAGCUCCGUUUAGUCACACAGGAUGCAGAGAAGUGCUCCUCAGUGGCCCAGCAGCUACUCAACGGCAAAAGGCAGACUAGGUAUCGGUGUGCUGGGGGAAAGACCCAGAGCCAGCUGACCGUGCAGGAGCUGAGGUCAUUUGUCAGGCAGCUUUACAACAUCCCCUGCAGCCUUCCUCAAGCCCCCCAAUUAAAGGAUCUCUUGAAUUGCAUUGAAGACUUCCAGCAGCACAGUGAGAAAGUUCUGAUGGAUGAGGCCACCGGCACAGCGGUCAUCCAGAGUCUUCUAGACAUUAGCUUUGACUUUGAUGUGGAGCUGCCUGAACUUCCAUUACUACGGGAGAGGCUGGAGCAAGCCCGCUGGCUGGAGGGUGUGCAGCAGACCAGAGCCCAGCCCUCCACCCUCACCCUGGAGACCAUGCGGAGGCUGAUAGACCAGGGCGUGGGCCUGACCUCUCACCCCUCCGUGGAUAAGGCCAUGGCUCGUCUGCAGGAGCUGCUCACAGUGUCUGAACAUUGGGAGGAAAAGACCAGCAUCUUCCUCAAGGCCAGGCCCCCCCUCUCUAUAGAAGUCCUCUCGGAAGCAGCUGAGAAGGUGGCGGGGAUCCCUGCUUACCUCCCCAACUGUAUGAUGCUGAAGGACUCCAUCAGUAGGGCAAGGGAGUGGCUUCAGGAAGCUGAGGCACUUCAGGAUGGAGAUUCCAUUCCAUUGUUUGACAACCUCUCUGAAAUGGUUCUACAAGGACAAGCCAUCCCAGUCCAGCUGGACCAUCUAAAGCAGCUGGAGUCCCUGGUAGCAGAGGUGCAGGCCUGGAAAGAGUCUGCAGCUAAAACUUUCCUCAUGAAAAACUCUCACUUUACUCUGCUUGAGGUUCUGUGUCCAAGAUUUGAGGUUGGUGCAGGAGCAGGGUCUCCGAAAAGGAAGUCGAAAAAAGCUAAAGACGGCAGUAAGAAGAAGAUGGUGAAGCUAGACUGUCUCAUUGACGUGGAAAAAGCCCUCUCAGAGACCAAGGACUCUACCUCAGCUCUGGCAACUCUUGGGGAGGUGCGGUUACGGGAGAUGUGGGCCCUCUCAUCCCUCCGGGCAGCUAACGAGUCCAAGCUCCUCCCCACGGCAGACUGCAUGGACCUGAAUGUGUGUGUGUGUCAGAAUCCCCCCAUGGGAGCCAUGUUACAGUGUGAGCUCUGCCGGGACGCCUUCCACAGCGUGUGUGUGAGGGCUCCCUCAGACUCCCGUUCAACCCAGGCCUGGCUGUGUCCAGACUGCCGACGCUCGGAAAAGCCCCCCCUGGACAAGGUCCUGCCCUUGCUUGCGUCACUGCAGCGUAUCCAGGUGCGUCUGCCGGAAGGCGAUGCGCUUCACUAUUUGGUUGAGAGAACAGUCAGCUGGCAACACCGUGCGCGACAGGUCUCUGCCUCCUGUGGCCUUCCAGACCUGGAGGAGAGCUUUGGAACUACAACAUCUCCGGAUGGAAAGCCACCAUGUUUGACUCCAGAGUGGAACAGGACAAGCCAUGAUCAGAUGGUCUUCUACACCGAGCAAAGAUGCAUUCCUCUGCAGGGUCUGAGUGUGGAGCUGGAGGAGCUGAUGGUGGAAGGGCUCCUGCUGCAGGUGUCUCUGCCAGAAAUCACACAACUCUACCAUGUGCUACUGAACGGGCUGAGAACGCACCACACCAACGGACGCACGUCACAGCAAGAUGACGACCCCUCGGACUGUGACAAACGCAAGCAGUGCAACUCUCAGGGAAGAAGCUCUCCACAAAAAGAGGAUGGGCUGAAAAAGGAAGUAGUUAACGGAGCAGAGAAGAAGGCCAAGCGACGCCUGGAGAGGGAGGCUCUAGAGGCAGAGCGCAGGGACAAGGCCAAGAAGCUCCAGAACAAGAGACAGAAAAUGAACAAGGAGAAGAACCUGGAACGCAGGGCGGCCUCGACCUCAUCAUCUCCCCGCUCCGACUUUUCUCAGUCAGACGGCUCUGAAGAGGAGAUGGCCAUGUGUCCAGCAGAGGGAUGCCAGCAGCCAGAAGGAGAUGAGGUGGACUGGGUCCAGUGUGACGGCAGCUGUAACCAGUGGUUCCACCAGGUCUGUGUGGGUGUGACAGCCGAGCUGGCUGAGAAAGAGGACUAUGUGUGUGUCAGCUGUACAAUAAGCAAUGGCCGCUGAGGAUUUUAGGAGAGUGGAUGGAGUUUUGGAAGGAAAGCUGGAAGUCGGACAGUUUUCGGCUUACUCCGUUAGCAACUCGGCCACACAAGUCAGGAUGUCAGACCUAGCCCUCCUUGUCCUCAUCCCCUUUGUAACAAUGGUGCUAUCUCCUCUUUAUUGGGUUGUUGUACGGAACUAUAUUGUUUGGUUACUUUUUUUUGUAUUUUUACAUAUUUUUCUUUCCUCCUUUGAACUGUUUGUGGUUGUGACAUGAUGUGGAGUCAAUGUGCUGCAUGGGUUUCCAUAUCAUGGGUGGUGCAAAGGAGUCAAACAAUAAGGCACCCUGUAAAGAUCCAAGGGUAUAUUGUACUUGGAACUUCCUUGCAUGCAAAACCAGAGACAGAUGGUGUGGGUUAAGGUCCCCUCCUCCCCCUUCCCCUUAAAAAAGAAAAUAAUAAAUCAUGUAAUAGAGAGAACUGUA